Messenger RNA from Drosophila ananassae, 2847 nucleotides. RefSeq names its product protein DENND6B. Bases 321 to 2267 code for a protein of 648 amino acids. The transcript is spliced from 3 exons. NCBI's taxonomy places the organism in Eukaryota, Metazoa, Arthropoda, Insecta, Diptera, Drosophilidae. Gene Ontology annotation, molecular function: guanyl-nucleotide exchange factor activity. Gene Ontology annotation, cellular component: recycling endosome. The record is from RefSeq and is a predicted model, not a curated record.
GCGUUGGCAGUCCCCAGCGAAAGUGCAAAAUAAAAACAACAAAAGUGAAAGUUUUGAUAUGAUAAUUCCUCAAAACAGAGAUGAGCAAUGCUCUCUGACUAUCUGUGAUUAAAAUAAUCAAGAACAUAACAACUUGCAUUAAAAAAUAUGGAAAAAUUAUAUAUGUAAUCAUUUGUUAAACAUUGAAAUAUGGAAAAUAUUUAAUUUAUACAUCAUAUAUCAUUUUAAACUUGUAAUAUUUUGUGUAUAAAUAAUCAAAAAUUUUGUCUGGCGCGCACUUUGGGUUCGUGACAGAAUAUAUUUGUAAAUAUCAACAAGCUAUGAUGAGCGCGGAUGCCAGGAUCAAGGAUAUGGAUUCGCGAGAAGCUGGAGAUCGGGGGUCAUCCGAGGCAGACAAGGAGACGGACAAAUGCAAUUCAAACUCGCAGCCAAGCGUCAGCGAUUGGGUGAAUUUCUCGCAGUGGAUUCACUGCUUCUGCGUGGUUACCUUCGAUUUGAACCUUGGGCAGGCUCUGGAGCACGUGUAUCCCGCCGAGUUCAUGCCCAGCGACCAGGAGGUGAGCAACAUCUGCUACAUGGCCUUCCCGGACUCCAACUCCGGCUGCAUGGGCGACACCAAGUUCCACAUGCGCCUGCGAUGCACUCGCAGACAGGAAUCCUUGCCAGGAUACAAUGCCGAGUGCUCGCCCGCACUGCGACAGGACGCGUCGCACUUCUGGGGCUUCGUCUACUUUCGCCAAAAGCGUGAUCCCAACCUGCCCCGCGGAUACUUUCAGAAGAGCUUCAUCAUCAUAACACGGCUGCCGUUCUUCAAUCUCUACUACGACAUACUGAACCAGUUGGCACCGCGCUACUUCGAAGAAGGCAUUGACGCGAUCCGACUGAUCAGCCAGCAAAUAAACGACCAGUGGCCCGCCCUCAGAGUGGGCAGCCUCUUGCAGUUGCCGCUCCUCAACUGCUGCUACCAGAUCUGCAUUCCAAGGGCGACGACCAGCAGGAAGAGCAUUGCAACCACUACCACCGAAACUUCGACGGGAUCACCUGCCGACUCCCUGCUUCCGGCUGGACUGCAAAAGGUCCUACCCUCCGUCAACGAAAUCGAGCUCUUCCGCUCCAUGGACUUUGUCAUGGAGCAGCUGUACACGCUCUGGGAGCUGGUGAUUACCGCCGAGCCCAUUGUCGUGGUGGGCACCUCGCCCGCCGACUGCUCCUACAUGGUUCAGUCGCUCCUGGCGCUGAUAGCCCCUCUGGAGUAUUGUGCUGAGGCGCGUCCCUACUUCACGAUCCACGACAGCGAGUUCCGCGAGUUUACCCAGGAGUGCUCCAACGCCAAAUCGCUGCCUGCCUGCAUUCUCGGCGUUACGAAUCCAUUCUUCGUGAAGCUCCUCAAGGACUGGCCGCACAUGCUCCGGCUGGUGGAUAACCAGAAAAAUAUGCAACAGCAACAGCAUCUCCUCCUCAGCCAGAAGCAUGCUCGGAGCAUAGCCUCGGCCACCUCCUUCUCCAGUUCGUCGGGCGCAGCCGGAGAUCUGGCGGCCAGAGCCUCCAAGUCCAGCGCGGGAUUGAACGGGGGCGGAGUAUCAGGGAGCUUAAACGGGAACAGUGGCAUCAGCGGAACAGGGGACAGUUCCGCCGCCGGCCUGCAUAGCAAGUACAAGCCUUACCUGAAAAAGGACAAGUCCCUGAUCAAGAAGGUGCUGCUGGGCAUGAAAACCAAACGGCCGGAGCACGUACAGACCGCCCUGAUACGCCGCAAUCUGCUGGAGCUGACCCAGAGCUUUAUGAUUCCGCUGGAGCGGUACAUGGCCUCGCUGAUGCCCCUCCAAAAGGACAUUAGUCCGUUCAAAUCGGCGCCCAACGCCAGCAGCUUCAAGCUGGACGACUUCCUGGCCACGCUGGAGAAUGCCGGGCCGCAACUGACGUCGCCGUUAAAGGGCGACUGGAAGGGCUUGUAUCGCCGCUUCUUCCGCUCGCCCAAUUUCCGGGGAUGGUACGAGGCGCGCCACCGAGAGCUGCAACUAACACUUCAGGACCUCCAGCUGCAGGCCCUCUCCGAGGCGAACCUGGAGCACUGGGCGCACGACAAGCAGGAGGUCGAGAUCAUCGAUAUGAUACUCAAGCUCAAGCAGAAACUGAAUCUCUACAGCGACAAGGCGCCCGCGCUGGAAGGCGGAGGACCAAAUGGCACCCAGCAGCAGAUCAGGGCCCAGAUCGAGUGCAUGAAGGGUCUGCUGCCGCCGGAUCUCAAGAAUGUGGUGAACCUCUGAUCCUGGUCUGUCUGCCGGGGUCUGUCUGUUAUUCACUGUGUGUGUGUGUUUGUUUGUGUGUAUGUGUGUGUCCUGUCUGUCUGUCUGUGUGCGUGAACCGAGGUCCUUUGUACAUAAGUUUUAUCAGGAGAUUAGUCGCUGUAUUUAGCCGUGUCUAGUUUAAUUGUAAUAUUUAAAGAAAAAUGGAUACAAAAAAAUGGAUGGUUAGAGCCUCAGAUGUUAGCGCAAGCCAAGUAUUAAAUUUAAUUCAUAUUUUAUUCCAAAAUCUUGUAGUAGAUCCCCCCGCUCCCCCACGAAAAUGCUCAUGUCCUUGACUAUCUCAAGUAGGCACCUAUAUCCUAUAUAUCCUAUAUCUUCAAACGGGUUUAAACUACGAAUUUUUACCGAAUACCGAAGCUAAAAAAAAACAUUGAAGUUAGUUCGCUAAAAUAUCCUUUAUCCUUUCAAGAGCCACCUACAUCCCUACGUCCUUGGCGGCCAGUUAUGUUCUCAAUAUUUGAAUUAUUUGUUGUGAAAAUUGAUCGCUUAUUGAAUCGUUUGUGUCUACGACUGUCUCAAAUACAAGGAAAUUACAUAUAAA